This is a messenger RNA of Pleurotus ostreatus (oyster mushroom), 3180 nucleotides long. RefSeq lists its product as uncharacterized. Gene Ontology annotation, molecular function: NAD binding; NADP binding. The transcript has 20 exons. Lineage: Eukaryota; Fungi; Basidiomycota; Agaricomycetes; Agaricales; Pleurotaceae. Bases 1 to 3180 code for a protein of 1059 amino acids. The record is from RefSeq and is a predicted model, not a curated record. Gene Ontology annotation, cellular component: mitochondrial inner membrane. Gene Ontology annotation, biological process: proton transmembrane transport; NADPH regeneration.
AUGGUGUUUAAACAGCCAGCCUCAGUGCUGAGCCGUCGGUCGUUUCCUUCUUUCGCCUUCACCGUCCACGUGAAACGAACAUAUGGUCAUCGUUCGUUCCACUCGUCAGUAAGAUGCAGAAAUGAUGAAAAGCCUGAUAAACCAGCUGGUAUCCCUUACUCAUCGUUGACGGUUGGCGUGCCGCGCGAGAUAUUCCCCAAUGAGCGUAGGGUAGCUUUGACGCCUCAAAACGUCGCUCUUCUCCGGAAGAAGGGAUUCUCGAAGGUCUUAGUUGAGGAGAAUGCCGGCACGGAGGCUCAGUUUCUGGACGAACAUUAUGUUACUGCUGGCGCAACCCUGGUAUCCAGAGAACAGCUACUGAAGGAGACGGAUAUAUUGCUGAAGGUUCGGCCACCUCUAAGGGGUCAAGAAGACGAACAAGUGAAGGAAGGGAGUACGAUCAUCAGUUUCCUAUACCCAACCCAGAAUAAGUCGAUUGUCGAGGCCUUGGCUUCGCGCAAUGUCAAUGCCUUCGCAAUGGACAUGAUACCACGUAUAUCUAGAGCACAAGUCUUUGAUGCGUUAAGUUCUAUGGCAAAUAUUGCCGGAUAUAAGGCUGUAUUAGAAGCCUCAAACCACUUCGGCAGGUUCCUUACUGGUCAAAUCCCCCCUGGUAAAGUUCUUGUCAUCGGUGCAGGUGUCGCUGGUCUCAGUGCCAUUGCGACGGCGCGCAGGCUUGGGGCUAUUGUUAGAGGUUUUGAUACUCGGUCUGCUGCACGCGAGCAAGUUCAAUCUCUUGGUGCUGAAUUUAUCGAGGUCGCUAUUGAAGAGGAGGGUGGAGGUGGCGGGGGCUACGCAAAGGAAAUGUCCAAGGAAUUCAUCGAGGCAGAAAUGGCACUUUUCAUGGAACAAUGCAAGGAGGUUGAUAUUGUCAUUACCACGGCACUCAUCCCGGGCAAGCCUGCUCCUAAGCUCAUCACGAAUGAAAUGGUCGCUGCAAUGAAGCAAGGCUCUGUCAUAGUGGAUCUUGCCGCCGAGGCUGGCGGUAAUUGUGCCGCUACGCGUCCUGGAGAGCUUUACGUCGAAAAUGGUGUCACCAUAAUAGGAUACACGGACCUUCCCUCUAGACUUCCUACUCAAUCGUCAACACUCUAUUCCAACAACAUUACCAAGUUCCUCCUUUCUAUCGGAGGUGACGGUAAGUUCGGUAUCGAUCUAGAGGAUGAAGUCGUCAGAGGUUCCCUUGUUGUCCAUGGCGGUCGUAUCCUUCCUCCAGUACCGCGCGUUAUGCCUGCACCCGUCACCCCUCCCCCUACUACGGCCAAAAUCGAGGAAGCACAGACUAAGGCCAUUACCCCGUGGCAAAAAGCUGCCCGUGAAGUCGCUACCGUCACCGCCGGAAUGGGGGGCACAGUGGCUUUGGGCAAAUUAACAGGAGCAGCGUUCAUGAGCAACUUCUUUACAUUCGGCCUUGCCGGACUCGUGGGCUACAGAGUUGUCUGGGGUGUAGCACCUGCAUUGCACUCGCCGUUGAUGUCCGUCACCAAUGCGAUUUCCGGUAUGGUUGGAAUCGGUGGUCUCUUUGUUAUGGGUGGAGGUUAUUUCCCUGGGACGGUACCGCAAACCCUCGGCGCCCUUUCCGUCCUGCUUGCUAGCGUCAACGUCGCAGGAGGAUUCGUCAUAACGAAGCGUAUGUUAGACAUGUUCAAGCGGCCGACUGAUCCGCCCGAGUAUUCCUGGCUAUACGGAAUUCCUGCCGUCGUCUUUACUGGCGGAUUCCUAGCAGCUGCGAGUACUGGCAUGGCUGGUCUUGUGCAAGCCGGAUACUUAACCAGUAGUGUGCUUUGCAUAGGAUCUCUCUCUGGUCUCGCCUCUCAGGCGACCGCCCGUCAGGGUAACGCUUUGGGGAUCCUGGGCGUGAGCUCAGGUAUUCUCGCUUCUCUGGCCGCAGUUGGCUUCCCAGCUCCAGUCCUCGCACAAUUUGCCGGUGUCUCUGCGAUCGGAGGUUUGAUAGGGACCAUCCUCGGCCGACGCAUCACUGCUACUGAGCUACCCCAGAUGGUCGCUGCCCUCCACUCGGUUGUUGGUCUUGCUGCGGUGCUCACGAGUAUCGGAAGUGUCCUGGCCGAUACGGCGCAUAUUUCCACUCUCCACCUCGUCACGGCUUACCUGGGUGUCGUCAUUGGUGGUAUCACAUUCACCGGUUCGAUAGUUGCGUUCCUCAAGCUGGCGGGCAAGAUGUCUUCGAGGCCUUUGGCACUCCCAGGCAAACAUCUGGUCAACAGCACCCUCCUAGGUUUGAACGGGUUGACCAUGGCCGGUUUCUUAGCCGCUGCACCAGCAGCGCCGAUGAUUGCAGCUGGCUAUCUGGGAGCAAGUGCUAUUCUCAGUUUUAUCAAAGGCUUCACAACGACCGCUGCUAUCGGCGGCGCAGAUAUGCCCGUGGUCAUCACUGUCCUUAAUGCCUACUCUGGGUUUGCUCUCGUGGCAGAGGGGUUCAUGCUUGACAAUCCGCUACUGACCACCGUGGGCUCUUUGAUUGGUGUCAGCGGUUCAAUUCUGUCAUAUAUCAUGUGUGUCGCCAUGAACCGUUCACUUGUGAACGUUCUCUUCGGCGGUAUCUCCACCCCUGUAUCGGCUGAAGCUCACAAGAUUGAGGGCUCCAUUACUAAAGCCUCCGUCGACGAUACGGUGGAAGCUCUGUUGAAUGCCGACAAUGUGAUCUUGGUGGUCGGGUACGGCAUGGCGGUUGCCAAGGCUCAGUACGCGAUAUCGGAAAUAUGUGCCAUGUUAAGAUCGAAAGGUGUAAACGUUCGGUUUGCUAUCCAUCCCGUCGCGGGCCGCAUGCCCGGCCAAUGUAACGUCUUGCUGGCAGAGGCAUCUGUCCCCUACGAUAUCGUGCUUGAGAUGGAUGAAAUCAACGAUGAUUUCAAAGACACUGAUGUAACAUUGGUCAUCGGCGCCAAUGAUACCGUAAAUCCUAUCGCGCUCGAGCCUGGCUCUGCAAUUGCAGGCAUGCCAGUCCUCCAUGCCUGGAAGAGUAAACAAGUGAUCGUCAUGAAGAGAGGAAUGGCGAGUGGAUAUGCUGAUGUUCCCAACCCCAUGUUCUUCAUGCCUGGAACCAAGAUGUUGUUCGGCGACGCCAAGGAUUCUUGCGACGCCAUCAAACGUGGAUUGGAAAGUAGGGUGAAUACUCCCUAA